UGAUUUUAGUUUACCAAACGGGGAAUAUUUCGAUUCGAAACGCAUCCGCCUCUUCCCUGGUUUCUUUCCUCUUUUCUUUCUUGUCUUUCCCUUCUCUGCCCGCCCUCGUCGUCGUCUUCUUCUAGGACAUCAUCGGAGGCGAAGUUCAAUUCUUCGGACCAGCUUGGCCAUCGUCGUCAUCGUCCUGCCCCUAAAUUAUCAAGCGGGAAUAAUAGACGCGAGAACGUUCAAUACAAAUCAGGGUUGCUGUUGGUGCUGCGGAAUCAAUUGCUAGCUCGUUCCUGGUUCGAACGCGGGAGUCUCAACUGAAUUUUCGUCGCCAUCGCUCAGCCCUUUGGUUCUUCAUUGCUGAAACGAGAGGCGCCUCAUUUAGGUUGUGCUAUCAUGUUGAGAUCUUCAUGUCGCAAGCUAUUCGCUAGCACUCGUAUCGGUGGAAUUGGUGAAAUCAAGCUUUCAUCAAUGGCAGAUAUGCCACGAUGUUUUCACAGCGGCCAGCCCUCUUUCGCACCAAGAAGCUUUUUUGGCGUAGAAGAUUAUCUGGACGACGACAACAGCCGGCCAUACACUUACCAAAAGGAGAAGAAGUCAAAGAAUCAACACAAGCAUAUAUCCUUCAAGCAACGCACCGUUGCUUUCAUGGAGCCAUUUACUCUGGACGUGUACAUUUCAAAGCGUUUCGUCACUGCUUCAAUCACUCACAGGGUAACUUGCAAGCAGGUUGCGGUCGCUGGGACGAACUCUAAAGACAUCAAGGCCGCCCUCAAGUCCCGCGCAGAUAUUCCAGCCUGCCUCUCUGUUGGUCGCAUAUUGGCCGAUCGCGCCAGGGAAGCCGAUGUCUACACAGCCUCUUACACUCCAAGGGAGAGGGACAAGUUUGAAGGAAAGAUCAGAGCAGUUGUGCAGUCCCUCAUUGAUAAUGGUAUUGAUGUUAAGGUUUAUCUUGAUUGAGCCUAUACUGUCUGCCAUCCAUGGAUAUUUAACAUUAAGGAAAGGGGAGUUUGAAGAAUUCUUUAUGAAGAAUUAUUUACAGUAUAAAACUUUUGACCUUUUUU
Andrographis paniculata is the source of this 1052-nucleotide messenger RNA. RefSeq lists its product as uncharacterized. Gene Ontology annotation, molecular function: structural constituent of ribosome; 5S rRNA binding. NCBI's taxonomy places the organism in Eukaryota, Viridiplantae, Streptophyta, Magnoliopsida, Lamiales, Acanthaceae. Gene Ontology annotation, cellular component: ribosome. Gene Ontology annotation, biological process: translation. The transcript is spliced from 3 exons. Bases 385 to 948 code for a protein of 187 amino acids. The record is from RefSeq and is a predicted model, not a curated record.